Molecule: messenger RNA, 1100 nt
Organism: Mycena citricolor
Lineage: Eukaryota; Fungi; Basidiomycota; Agaricomycetes; Agaricales; Mycenaceae
Source: the annotation of a GenBank genome assembly
AUGCACGAACCCCCUCCCGAAAUCCAAGACACGAUUGAGGCGCUGCUCGCCAGUACACCACCUCGUUGGACCGACGAUCUCGACCCGCAGACGAUCAUCCCCGUUGCAGCGAUCCUGCUGGGAUACCCCGUAGCAUACGUUCCUGUGGAGAUGCACGGCGCGUUUCUGGCGGGCGUGCCGCUGGACGUCUACUCGUGCAUUGCGUGCAACGGAACAACUCUAGACGGGCACACGUUCUUGAAGUUCUCCUGCCCGGCAGAUCUCGCAGUGGCUCAUCCUGAAUCUCUUGGGGUAAAUUCGAUCGUGGAGAAGUUGAAGCGGCGAUUCAAGAGUAUAUUAGAGGAGGAAGGUUUGUCGAUGACUGUAGAGGUGACGAGAUAUUGAUGGAUGCCUUCUCACGCCCACUCUUCUUGGACGGCGCAGUCCUGUUCAAGCCUGUCAGGACCUAUCUAACAUCGAGUCGCAUAUGUCCCCAUCUACGUGAUGAUCAUCUUCUGCUGCGUCAAUUGCACUUCGAAACAGUCAAGUGGUGUCAUUCUGCACUCACUAUGGCGUAUUUUCGACCGGUCUUGCGACUCUUAUCGAACUGGAGGUGCAGCCUGCAUGUCACGCCCCUCUGUUCCGCCGGCAAAUGUCGAAUUCAAACCUCGGUCGUGAGAUCCCCGGCCCACCGCCCGCUGCUUAUUACCGCCACAGGCUUGGUCAGCGCUUGCACGUGCGGCGCUUUCUCAUCCUCACCAUGGGUCACGUCGUUGACGGAUUCGCGGCGAGGUUCUGGCGUCUUCUGACUGCUGACUACACCGAGGCUAUUUAAAUGGCCUCUCGCUGCGUCCAGCCGUCAAGCACACAUCCACUCGCACCCACCUUUACCUCACACCAGCCAUGUCGCAUCCCGUCGAUAUCGAAUCCAUUUCCCAGUGGAACCAGGUCAUGGAAGCCGCCGAAGCCGCAGGAAAGACCGUGAUUGUUGAUUUCAAGGCGGCGUGGUGUGGCCCCUGCAAGAUGAUUGCACCACGUUUCGAAGCACUGGCCGCGCAGAAUCCGCACGUCCAAUUUGUCGAAGUGGACGUGGACGACCAACCCGCGAUCGCCCAGGCCCU